This is a messenger RNA of Komagataella phaffii GS115, 1536 nucleotides long. RefSeq lists its product as uncharacterized. The record is from RefSeq and is a predicted model, not a curated record. NCBI's taxonomy places the organism in Eukaryota, Fungi, Ascomycota, Pichiomycetes, Pichiales, Pichiaceae. The transcript has a single exon. Gene Ontology annotation, biological process: protein dephosphorylation. Gene Ontology annotation, molecular function: protein serine/threonine phosphatase activity. Bases 1 to 1536 code for a protein of 511 amino acids.
AUGGCAAACGCAGUAAAGGUUCGCCGUUUGUCUCAGUACUUGAGCGUUCGAAUAAAAGGUAGUAAGAACACAUUAAAAGUAAACCUGAGCAAAGUACCGUCCAAUUAUGGCUACUAUACUUCUAGAUGUAACAGGUUGUAUAAUGAAGACAAUUUCAAUGUGGCAAUCAUAAACAGAGCUUUCCCGCCCAAAUCUGAGGUUACUAUUGCCAUUGGUGAUGAUGCAAAUGAAGAACUAGAUAAUAGAGCCGACGAUAAGUUGGUUCCCUUUGAAAAGGAGAACGAUAAAGUGGACGGUAAAAUGGUCAAGGUGUUUAACUUUAACAUUUUUGAUGGACAUGGAGGGGAUGAGUGUAGUCGAUAUUUGGCUACUCAUUUAAGUGACAACAUAGAAAAUUAUAAGAUAAGCAGUGGGUCAAUCGAGAAGCUUUUCAAAGGAUAUGUCAAGUCUAUUGGUGGAUAUUGGCGUAGAUGGUACAAAAGAUUGAAUCGCCAUCUCUCUGAAGUUUUGAAAUGUGAUCUUGAUGAAGGCAAAGACUUUAAUUAUGAGUCUCCCAAUCAAAAGAAUACGAUCAAACAAUUGUACACGAAUAGUUCUGAAAACAAGCCUAUAUGGCAGUCGAAAAGUAUCAUGGAAUCACUGAACAGUCAUGACUAUUUUAUCUUACAAGUUUACUUAUCGUUUCUUUACACAGAUUAUCAAUUCCUAACACACGAACAUGAUCCGGAAAAGAAUGGGCACCACUCAGGGUCGACCUGUUCAAGCGUUUUUCUUUACACUUUAGAUCCAAACCCUGGCAUUGUUCUUCAAGCUACCGAUUUCUCUCAUGUGAAAACGGGUAAUGACAGAGGUGACAAUCUGCCCUUUGAUGAUGUAUUCUUCUAUGAACAGAACGCGUUGAGUAAGCUAGUGGUUGCUCAUGUUGGAGAUACAAGAGUAGUGUUGUGUGAUAAAAACGGACUGGCCCACCCACUAACACAUAGCCACCACCCUUCUAAUCCAAUCGAAAGCAGACGUCUUUCAAGGUUUUCUGCAGGGUUAAUGAUGACGGAUUCUUUUGGAGAAGAAAGGUUCAUCAACUUUGCCAAUACUAGAUCGUUUGGAGAUCUUACAGCCAAAAACAAGGGGGUGUCCGCAGAGCCUGAAAUAUCCCAAUACCUCAUAGGAAAUUCGACUAAACUGCAAGCAUACAAAGAUCAAAAUUCUGAUUUGAUUGCAAGUAAAGAGAUACGAGACUUUGGAGGGAAUGAGUGCUUUUUAGCACUUGUAACCGAUGGAGUCACAGAUCACUUAUCAGACCAGGAGAUUGUAGAUUUGGUCAUGACAACUACCAAUAAUAAAGGACUUUUGAGAGGAACACCUCAUGAGGCUGCCAAAGAAGUCAUUAAAUUCGUGGAGUGCGUUGGAGGUGAUGACAAUGCCACAUGUAACAUAAUCAAAUUGAACGGUUGGGGUAAUUGGCCGAUGAUGGACCGAACGGGUAAGCUAAGAGAGGACAAAAUGAUGCAAGGCGGAAGAGCAAGGUUAGAUAGGUAG